AUGAAGUCGUGGUACAUGGCUGACGUGCCCGAGGGUGGCGACCCCCGCGAGCCGUACAUGACUGAUCCCCUGCAAGAGGUCAGCGCGGAGCAGCUCAAGGCGCUCGGCGUGUUGUACUGGCACAUUCCCGUGGAAGAUCACGAGGAAAAGCUCAAGGCGGUCUGCGACGAGCGCAACUAUGCCGCCCAAGACAUGAUCACCUGCUCCCGCGAAAAGCUGCCCAAUUACGAGGAUAAGCUCAAAACCUUUUUCACCGAACAUCUUCACGAGGACGAAGAGAUCCGCUAUGUGACCGCUGGCACGGGUUAUUUUGACGUCCGCUCCAAGGAUGACCGUUGGAUCCGCAUCCAGGUUCAGCCCGGUGAUCUCCUCAUUUUGCCCUCUGGCAUCUACCAUCGCUUCACGCUGGACACGGACAACUACAUUCAAGCCAAGCGACUCUUCCAGGCCGAGCCCAAGUGGACUCCCAUCAACCGGCCCGCCGACGACAAUUCGUUUCGCGUGGAAUACCUCAAAGCUCUCCAAAACUGA
Messenger RNA from Monosiga brevicollis MX1, 531 nucleotides. RefSeq lists its product as uncharacterized. The transcript has 6 exons. Bases 1 to 531 code for a protein of 176 amino acids. NCBI's taxonomy places the organism in Eukaryota, Choanoflagellata, Craspedida, Salpingoecidae. The record is from RefSeq and is a predicted model, not a curated record. Gene Ontology annotation, molecular function: acireductone dioxygenase [iron(II)-requiring] activity.